Molecule: messenger RNA, 587 nt
Organism: Phyllotreta striolata
Lineage: Eukaryota; Metazoa; Arthropoda; Insecta; Coleoptera; Chrysomelidae
Source: the annotation of a GenBank genome assembly
AUGGGUUUUUUUUGUUUAGUGUGCGCGAUAAAAGCUCGUUUAUAAAUGCGUUGUCUGGUCCAAAACUUUCGCAAUUUUCUUCGAGGGUUUUGAUGCAAGAAACACCGUCGAAGAUGAAAUUAUUUGUACUUGUUGUUUCAGUUCUGGCAAUUCAUUUAUCAGCAGGAGAAGACCGCCUGCGGGGCCUCGAAAAGCUUCGGUAUUGCGAGAAUUGUGUAAAUUGCCCGGGCUGUAAAGGCUACAAUGAAUACUCGGACUCUGAGGAGUCCUCUUCCGAGGAAUCCUUUUCCGAAAGCGAGGAAACUAUAAUCGAAAAUAAGCAACACGUUUUUGUCAUGUUUUACACAGCAAAUUGGUGUGGGGCCUGCAGAGAAAUCAAACCUGUCUUGUCUUAUUUGAUGGAGUCUUAUCCCAAUGCUCGUUUAAAUAUGAUUGAUGUAGAUCAGGAUCCAGAGAAAGCUGUGGCUCAUAAUGUAAGACGUUUGCCCACUAUUACAUUCGAUUUAAAUGGUAGAGAAUUGGCCAGAAUAGACAAUGGUAAUGUCAAUUCACUGAUAAUGGCGUUCAAACGUUUCUAUGGACGGUAA